CGUUUCUCUUCCGCUUUUUGUCCUCCGGAUCAAUCUUUCCCCCGUAACUCCCGUUUCAUGUGAGCACGAUGUUUGGUCCUGUUGUUUAAUUCGUGUUUUGUAAGUUUUCUCGUUCAAAAACCAAAAAUGGAUACGGACGUUUCUGAAGAUACGGUCCGCCGAGCUCAGAGGAGAUCGAUGCGAAGGCAGUCCAUAGGAAAGACUCUGAUUUUUGAAGCGACCCCGAGAGCUCCUCUUAAGAGGUCUAAAAGGGAGAAAGAAAAGAAGGCUGCUUCUUCUUCUGUCCCAAAUGUUAAUGGAUCCCGAAAUGUGGAGAAUGGCACAGAAGAUGAAGAGUCCCCCAGCAAGAAGAGUCGACUAGAGGAAGACGAAACGUCGGGAGGCAGCGGUGAUAAAAAACAGAUGGAUGACCAUGAAUCGGUUCUGGAACAAAAUGCAGACCACGAAAUGGACAUUGAGGAAGAUGCCGUCCAUGGCCGGUAUAGGCCAAAAAUAGCACUUGGUUCCAUAGGAGAUGUGAAUUUGUCUCCGUUUGUUGUGCUUGGCGAGCGCUGUCAUUUAAGUGACAAUACAGACAGAUACUUGCUGAAACCCAAAGAAGUGUUCACAAAGCCAAGCGCACCAACAAGAUCGUCGGACAAUACACACAAUCAGCAAGGCCACAAGAUCACCAGCAUGGCCGAGUACAAGAAGGAGAUGGAGGCUAAAGCCAAAGGUCCUGAUGUCCCCAGAGUCAACCACUACAGUGUCCCAAGUGUGCACGCACCCUCUGUGACAUUGCACAAGAUACGACAGAGAGCUAAUAACGUUCCGGCUCAGAAAGAACCCAUCCCGCAAAAGAAACCAGAAAUAAAAAAAAUACCAGGGAUUACCAAGAGAGGCUCUGAAGAAUCAUCACGAGGAUUCCUUCAUUAUUUCUGCUGCUUGGUUCUGCUCCUGCUGCUGCUCAGCUCUGCUGUUCUGCUGGUCUACAAGAACAAGCUGAUCUCCGUGUACCAGAGGUCUGCAGAACGAGCUGGGCGUCCAUCCAGGGAUGUGAGGCUCGAGCCAUUCGCGGAUCUCUUCUCUCAACUGGAGGCUCGCUUCCACAGUCAAAGACCCGAACUGUGGAAGAGGAGCAGGACCCACUUGGAGAAGCACCUCAAAAGCACCAAGCCCACAGAGCCCGUCAGUCUGAUCCUGACAUCAGGCCGCGACGCUCAAAAGACACUGUCCUGCCUGGCCGAGGGCUUGGCCUCCGCCUUCUCCUCGGCCCUCAAGGCUUCCGUGCUCCUCAUCGACGGAGCCAGCAAAGCCGGCCUGGAGAGCGACGAGGUGAAGCUGGACAUUGACGGGCAGCUGCAGGCGGCCUUUGGUGGAAACCGAGCAGCUGCUGUCAUCCACAGCUUGGAGGAGCUGCCGCCUGGCUCCACCCUCAUUUUUUAUCGCUACUGUGACCACGAACACGCCGCCUACAAAGAGGUCUUCCUAUUGUUUACCGUGCUGCUACCUCAGGACGCGGUCAGCGGGGAGCUCGGGGUUGUCGAAGAGCUGGUUCAGGACUAUCUUAAGGACAGGCUAGUGGCCCCAAGCAGCCACAUGGCCUUUAAUGAGAUGGACACGGACAAGUUUGGCGGACUGUGGAGCCGGAUCUCCCACCUUGUUCUGCCUGUAGUUGCCGAGAAGGAAGUAGAGCAGAACGGAUGCUGAGAGGCCAGAGGAGCAUAUUCACAAAGGACCAGACUGGGUCAUACCAUGUAAAAAAAAAAAGAAAUAUAUAUAUAUAUAUAUAUAUAUAUAUAUUAAUAAUUUGUCCUUCUCCUCUGAGAUUUUCUUCCAUUUUGAGGUGUUCUCCACUUCGUGAAGUAUCUACAGUAUCAUUUUGAGGGGAGAAUGAAGGAUUUCUUUAUGUACCUUUGAAGUACAGUGGAACCAAGGUUUACGAACAAUUUGGUUUAUGAAAUAAAAUAAAUAAAUAACCUCGGGUUACACAAUAUUUUCUGGUUUCUGAACAGUCUUGGCAUGGCUGCAGAUCAGAAGGUGGUUGUUUUUCUCGCACUGCAUAAACAUACUGGCUCUGCUUCAGCUAUAUCUGUUUAUUGCCGAAAUGGCCUCCACCUCCCACAAUGCAAUGCAAAAGCUACACUGUAUUUUGGGAGGUAAUGGCCAUUUAGGGUUAGCAGAAACCACGAUGAACGUAAAAUUACUGUACCCGAAAAGGCUAAGAACCUGUAGUGGUUUGCAAGCGAACCCACUAUUAUUUUAUCAUCAAGAAAUUUGUUUCCACCCAUUUCUAUAUUGCUCAGUAUUUAUUUUUAACCACUCAAUUAUCAACAUAAGGUAAAUAUAGAGUCAUCCUGUGGCUGGAACGGAUUAAUUGCUUCUCCGUUUAUUUCUGUGGGAAAGGACGACAAACAAACGGGGUUACAUAACGAAUUCAGUUCUUAAACCGAGGUUCCACUGUAGAUGUUUAAAGUCAAGAAUCACCUGCUUCCUUAGCCGAAGGUUUGUUAGCUUAUAUUUCUCUAGUUAAGAGGCUGAGAACAGGAAUUCUUGGUGUUCUGGGCUUUUCCUUCCCAUUCCGACCACUCAAAAUUUUACAAAAAUCUGAGAGGGGAAGAAGGGCCUGACUGUCUCUUUUAAGAGCUCAUUGUUGAACCCAACCUUCACUGUGGAUUCAGCGCAGAGUUACCAGCUCUUAAUUUUGAUUUAAGUUACAACAGUGACAUUAACUUCGAGGAAUCUGAUUUUCUCACAGUCUGGUGUCGUUUCACUAUUUUAUAUGGCUAAAAUAAGACAUGUGACUCCCCUUCCCAGAAGCACUUUGUUCACCUUGUUCCUUCUGGUCAGCAGCCUUGCACUCCUCUUUUGUUUUGGAGUGAAAAGUUUACUCUCCUGCAUCCAGCCUCCCAGAUGACUGAUACAUUCUUUUUUAGUCUUCUUGUCAUCCCUCUUCUUUUGUGUACAAACAGACUGGUUUGCACUGAAAAUGUUGGAUCUUUAAUCAGGUAGCUGGGUUUUAUUAAGAAAUGCAUUUUAUAGUCUUUGUUCAUAAUACUUUGUUCUUGUAGUGUCUGGGGAGUUCUUUUUUUAAUUUUUUGUAAAUAAUAAUAACGUAAGAAUGUUUCAUCUUUGCACCUGUGGUCUAGAGAAUGAUACUCUUAUUACACACACUGUACAGCGUACGACUAUAAAAAUGUGCCUUUGAGACUUGAAAGAAAAAACUUUUUGAAAUGUACAAAAUGAGUGAAUAAUUGAUGUCCUGAAAAAAAAGAUAUUUUCCUCGUUUGUGCUCAAUUUAAAUUUCCCUUAAUUUGUGUGUGAUGUCACUUCAAUUGCUAUUUGACACUCUGAAUAUUUAGUAACCCUGAAUAUGUUGAAUAAAGAUUAUUUUGCUA
This is a messenger RNA of Phyllopteryx taeniolatus (common seadragon), 3377 nucleotides long. RefSeq names its product torsin-1A-interacting protein 2-like. Bases 127 to 1689 code for a protein of 520 amino acids. Gene Ontology annotation, cellular component: membrane. The transcript is spliced from 8 exons. Gene Ontology annotation, molecular function: ATPase activator activity. Gene Ontology annotation, biological process: membrane organization. NCBI's taxonomy places the organism in Eukaryota, Metazoa, Chordata, Actinopteri, Syngnathiformes, Syngnathidae. The record is from RefSeq and is a predicted model, not a curated record.